Nicrophorus vespilloides is the source of this 482-nucleotide messenger RNA. RefSeq names its product cuticle protein 21-like. The record is from RefSeq and is a predicted model, not a curated record. NCBI's taxonomy places the organism in Eukaryota, Metazoa, Arthropoda, Insecta, Coleoptera, Silphidae. The transcript has 3 exons. Bases 40 to 447 code for a protein of 135 amino acids.
AACCAUCAAAUCCAGUUCGACACUCGACGCAGAACAACAAUGGCCUUCAAGUUUGUUGCCUUCGCCGCCCUUUUGGCCGCCGCCAACGCUGGUGUGAUCGGCACCCAAUACGCCGCCGCCCCAUUGGCUUACUCUGCUGCCCCAGUAGCUAAAUUGGCUUACUCCGCCCCAGUGGUAGCUAAGAGGACUGUAGAAUACACCGCUGACCCAAUCCACGGAUUCAACGCUGUAGUCCACCGUGAACCUUUGGGCGUCAAAGUAGCUGCCCCAGUUGUUGCUAAAGUAGCUACCCCAGUCCACUACGCCGCCGCCCCAGUAGCCAAAGUAGCUUACGCCGCUGCCCCAGUAGCUUACGCUGCUUCUCCAGUAGCUUACGCUGCCCCGGUAGCUAAGAUCGCCGCCCCAGUCGGUUACGCCGCUGCCCCAGCCCAAUACUACCAUCACUAAAUCUAAAUCAACUUCAUUAUUAUUUAUUUUUUAAG